AUUUCUUACUACGAGAGUCGUUUUUUUUUAUUCUAACAAUGAAAAAAUAGAGUCAACAUUUUCGCAAACAAUUGAGAAAAAAUAGUGGUAUUAUAAAUUAAUAUGAACAUAGCUAUCAUAAUAUAAUAUUGUUCUGUACCUAACAUUUAAUUCGACUCAACACAAUAUCUAAGUUUAUUUUGUAAGUCUUUCAGCCAGCGCUUUCUAUAAUAUUAUUUACAAUGCAUUUUUCUUGGUAGGUUCCAAUAAUAAAUUAUUAUCUCAUACCAUAAUCUUAAUAAAUUGUCAGUUACACAUGAUACUCACCAGACGUUACAACGCAAUUACAAAAUAAAACAAAUGUUUUGACGUAUCCGUAACAACAGGAAUUUGGCCAAAUUAUAAAGUAAACAUUGAUAUAAAUGCCAGUAAACAAGGUCGCUAAAAACAUGUGGCAGCCGUCUUUAACGUUUUAAAAUAUAUAUUUUGUUAUCAUAUUUUUCAACAAUAGCCAUACCAUACUGAUCCUUUUCUAUCCUAAUUAUUAUUAUUUUUAUCAAAAAAACUACAUUUUAUGACCUCAUUACAACAAGACAAUUAUUAUUGUAAAUUAAAUACCUGAUCACCGCUCCACUCCACCUUGCCGGACUCUAAAAACUUUUUAUUUCAAAUUUCGUUUAGAAAUGUAUUCAACAGGCUUCAAUGAAAUAAAGACAAAAAGUGGUUUAUUUACUUUACUUGAAUAUUAAAAAUACAACCUAUCAUGAUAUUACUUUGCUAGAAUAAAUAUAGCAUUAAAAAAAAAACUUAACAAUACGUUAAAGAAACGAAACAUGAAACACCUGAGCGUUGUUUCCGAACGUCCCUAAUGUCAUGUCAAGUAAAAUGUGACGGGUGCCCCAUGUUUUGCCUUUUAUAAUUUACUUGUUGAUUUUAUUAUAAGAAUUCAAUGAGAAUUUCGUGAACAUUUACUAUAUCGUAGCGGGGACAGAAAUGUUAUAGUUUUAUAAGUGCACACAGUGUUGGCGACUCGACGUAACGCUUUCACGGCCGCCGAUUGUUCAGGACUCGCAUGAUGAGUUGACGGACCUCUGACCAUAGCUGGAUAUAGUUCGCGAUGGCCAGCAGUAUACUGGAGUUCCUGGGCAUCAUGAGGUCGCCUCUGGCCCAGAGCAAAAUGGAGCGGGUUCGUUACGGGGAGCCCCGCCGCGGCAUGGAGGACGACGUGACGUUCCUGUUCCAGCUGGGCGUGGUCCGGGACGCGGUGGCGGCGCCCGCGCAUCUCCUCACCCUCGCUCACCUCAAGGACCUCGCCGUCAAGUUCGUGCACGAUAAGAUACCAGAUAAUGGUCUGAACCGUCUGUCGGACCGCAUCCUGCUGUUCCGGCACGACUACUGCUCCCCGAACGUGCUGCAGCUCAUCAACUCCGCCUCUGACGUCACAGAUGAGACCCUCGUCGAGAUCGUGCUUACUGCCAACCGUGAGUUGUUACCCUGUUAUUCCUGCAGCCCUGCUAUGCGACGGCGGCGGGAGGCGGCCCCGGUGCCGCGGCCGCACGCUCUGGCGGUGCACUCCUACAAGGCGCCCACAUUCUGCGACUUCUGCGGGGAGAUGCUGUUCGGUCUCGUCAGGCAAGGCCUCAAGUGUGAAGGUUGCGGGCUCAACUACCACAAGCGAUGCGCGGUGAAGGUCCCAUCGAACUGCACGUCGCCGGUGACCGCGGGGGGCGCGGCGGGCCCGGGGGGCGCGGCGGGCCCGGGGGGCGCGGGGGGCGCGGGGCCCGCCAUCCCGCACACCUUCGAGGUGCACUCGUACACGCGCCCCACCGUGUGCCGCCACUGCAAGAAGCUGCUGCGCGGACUGUUCAAGCAGGGCCUGCAGUGCAAGGACUGCCACUACAACGCCCACCGCAAGUGCAUACCCUUCAUACCCAAGGACUGCGGCAGCGAGCUGAGGGACAUACACAGCGAGUACCAGGACAGCAGUACAGGCAGCGAGCUGUCCGAGUCGGUUCGGUUGCUGGACGACGAAUCCGACGACGGUGGUAAUGAAGCUGCUGAGAGCGCUACUGGAGAUGAUGGCGAGGUGCAGCUGCGGCGCCGCGCGGAGGACGAGCCGCAGCGCGACACGCUCCCGGAGCGCGCGGCCAGCCGCCCCAGCAGUGGAUCUGACUGGCCCGCACGUUGCAGCUCGUCGUCCUCGCCCAGCGCCAACAUCCCGCUCAUGAGGAUCGUGCAGUCCGUCAAGCACACCAAGAAGAGGGAGGGCCAGUGGCUCAAGGAGGGCUGGCUCGUGCACUUCACUAAUAAGGAUAAGACGAUAAAACGUCACUACUGGCGGCUGGACAGCAAGUCCAUCACGCUGUUCACCUCGGAGCAGGGCAGCAAGUACUACAAGGAGAUCCCGCUCAACGAGAUCCUCGCCAUCGACACGGCGCGCCAGCGGCACUCAGACGUGAUGCACUGCUUCGAGGUCCGCACGGCCAACGUGGACUACCUGGUGGGCGUGGAGGAGGCGUGGGCGGGGGGCGCGCCGCCGCCGCCCGACGCGGGGCUGGGCGCGUACCUCGCGCGCUCCUGGGAGACCGCCAUCCGGCAGGCGCUCAUGCCCGUCACGCACCAUGCCGCGGAGUCCCGCGGCGGCGGCGAGGCGGAGGGCGAGGCGGGCACGGAGGAGCGCGUGACGGACAUGGCGCAGCUGUACCAGAUCUACCCGGACGAGGUGCUGGGCUCCGGACAGUUCGGCAUCGUGUACGGCGGCCUGCACCGCCGGACCAAGCGACCCGUCGCCAUCAAGGUGAUAGACAAGCUCCGUUUCCCGACUAAACAGGAAGCUCAGUUGAAGAACGAAGUAGCCAUCCUGCAGAACCUGUCGCACCCCGGCGUGGUGAACCUGGAGAGGAUGUUCGAGACGCCCGAGAGGAUCUUUGUGGUGAUGGAGAAGCUGAAGGGAGACAUGCUGGAGAUGAUCCUCUCGCAUGAGAAUGGGAGGCUCACCGAGAGGAUCACCAAGUUCUUGGUGGCACAGAUUCUAGUUGCGCUAAAGCACCUCCACGAGAAGAACAUAGUGCACUGCGACCUGAAGCCGGAGAACGUGCUGCUGUCCACGGACGAGGAGUUCCCGCAGGUCAAGCUGUGCGACUUCGGCUUCGCCAGGAUAAUCGGGGAGAAGUCCUUCCGGAGGUCCGUGGUCGGCACGCCCGCGUAUCUCGCCCCCGAGGUCCUCCGCAACAAGGGCUACAACCGUUCGCUGGACAUGUGGUCGGUGGGUGUCAUCAUCUACGUGUCGCUGUCGGGCACCUUCCCCUUCAACGAGGACGAGGACAUCAACGAGCAGAUCCAGAACGCCGCCUUCAUGUACCCGCCCACGCCCUGGAGGGAGAUCUCCGCUGAAGCGAUCGACCUGAUCAACAACCUGCUGCAAGUGAAGCAGCGCAAGCGUCUGUCGGUGGACAAGUCGGUGUCUCACGCGUGGCUGCAGACGCGCCAGGCCUGGGCCGACCUGCGCGCGCUGGAGCGCCGCGUGGGCGCGCGCUACCUCACGCACGCCAGCGACGACGCGCGCUGGAGCCCGCACUGACCAUCGUCGAACCGCGCGGACGGGGAACGCUCGUUCUGCGUCAUCUUCCAAUGGAAGAAGCUGCUCGUCCGCAUCAGGUAGACCCAGGGUCCAGCAUCAGCUGCAAGCGCUCGAUGUCACUCGGCCCGAACCUACCUUAGUACAAUCCGGAUGAAAUAAAACAGAAGCUGAGAAUAAUUAACUCAGGUUUGUCGAUCAAAGGUGUUACAUAAUAAGAUAGUUAAGAACUGCAUUUUAAAAGAAUGUUCACGUCGCAAAUGUUAACUAGCGUCAAAUUUUGCACUAAACACGUCAAGUGUAAAUUCAACAACCUCUCCUUAACUACUUUUACGGAUUUUAUCGCGGUUUAAUUUUAGAUUUUAAUUCCCGACGGCAGACUACCCGUGACCAUGAU
Trichoplusia ni (cabbage looper) is the source of this 3953-nucleotide messenger RNA. RefSeq names its product serine/threonine-protein kinase D3 (gene PKD). Gene Ontology annotation, biological process: protein phosphorylation. The record is from RefSeq and is a predicted model, not a curated record. Gene Ontology annotation, molecular function: protein serine/threonine kinase activity; ATP binding. NCBI's taxonomy places the organism in Eukaryota, Metazoa, Arthropoda, Insecta, Lepidoptera, Noctuidae.